UUUGAAAUUUAUCUAGUCUGUGGCAGCCAUUUUGACGUGUCUGUGUUCGCAACAGAAAAUUCAGAUUAAUUUUGGUCUUUGUAUUAUUUCCAAGUGGUAUCUGUGCUCUCAAUAUUUUGUUAUCAUGGAUUUCGCUUUGAACAAUGAUAUUUAUAUUGAGAAUUUGGAUUCCCCUGAAGAGCGCGAGGAUUUGUUUGCGUGUCGGGUGUGCCUCGCAACGGAUAUCAAAUUGUUCGAUAUUCACGAAUGUGAUUUAGCUGAGAACUUCGAGGCUGUUAUGGGGGUUUCUGCUCCACAGCAUGACGGUCUCCCGCAGCACCUCUGCCACUACUGCUUCACGCUGCUGCAGAAGUACCUCGGCUUCCGCGACAAGUACAACCGCUCGCAGACCAUCUUGCAGACUGCUGUACUGCUGAGUCAGCCCAUAACCACAGAAUACCUGCGCAUGAUCGACCGCGACUCGGAGAACCUCUCCGUCCCGCUUGCAGUGCACUCGGUGGACUUCAUCGACUACGAGAUCAUCGAGGACGAGGAGUUCCAACCGGAGGCGGAGGGCGAGGACCAGGAUGUCGAGAGAAAGUACUCGGACACUGUCGGGUUUGAGGAGUUCCAGGAAGAACAAGAGGCUGAGGACACCACCCUGGACGAGUCGGCGCUCGACCAGGAGUACGUCGUCACCGUGCACGAUGAUGCGGAGCUGGGGGACGUCAUUGAAGUGGCCAACAUAAAGCUCGAAAACCCAACCACCGACGACGACACCGUGGCACGCCCCCAGCGCUCCUCUAUGCACCCCAACAUAGAGGUGAUCACGUUGACCACCGAGGAACAGAUUGAGGAGAUGGAACAGAAGAAGUACAGCCCGAGAUACAUGUCCGGGCUGCACAAGUGCGAUAAGUGUUAUAGAGGAUUCGUGAACGCCGCUACGUAUAGGAGUCAUAUGAUUCAGCAUGAUCCGGCGAACGGCGCAUACGAGUGUGGUGUAUGCGAGAGCAGAUUCAGCAACCUGGCGCGGCUCAAGGUGCACGUGGCCAGCGUUCACGAGAAGCGCUACGUGUGCAAACUGUGCCAGCAUCGCUCCAGUAACAGCCACCGCGCGCUCGCUCACCAGAAAUACCACGAGGGUCUCACCUACGACUGCAAAUACUGCGGGGAGUCUUUCGCCAAGUCCACCGCCUGCAUGCUGCACAUCCGGCGCAAGCACGCCGUGUCCUACAUGUGCGAGUCGUGCGGCGCCGCCUUCCACUCCACGCACGCGCUCCACGCGCACCCGCCCUGCAACCCCCCCCGCCAACAGAAACCCAAGAACGAGACAUGGCUGUACUGCGACGCGUGUCAAGUCGAGUUCCGCGGAGUAGACGCCUUCAACAAGCACAUGGAGACUUCUUCACGGCACUGUGAAGACAACGUGGGACACGAUCAUGUCAGACUAAAAGAAGUACCCAUAGAGGCGUAA
Molecule: messenger RNA, 1453 nt
Organism: Plutella xylostella (diamondback moth)
Lineage: Eukaryota; Metazoa; Arthropoda; Insecta; Lepidoptera; Plutellidae
Source: RefSeq, a predicted model, not a curated record